AUGGCUGCUACCGGUGACCUGUACAUGGGCUUCGACCUCUCGACACAGCAAUGUAAAUGCCUCGUUGUCUCAUCCGACCUCAAGCUAGCACACUCGGCGACCGUCGACUUUGACGCCGACCUCUCCCAUCACGGCAUCAAGAAAGGCGUGCUCCGCAACGAUGCCGAAAAUGAAAUCUUCGCGCCCGUGGCCAUGUGGCUCGAGGCGCUAGACCUGGUACUCUCGCGGCUGCAAGCGGCCGGCCUCGACUUCAGCCGCGUCAAGGGCGUUGCCGGCGCCGGCAUGCAGCACGGGACGGUGUUUUGGGGCCCCAAGGCCGAAGAGGUCCUGGGCGGCUUGCAGGGCGGGAAAGGCCUGUCUGAGCAACUGUGCGGGCCUGGCGGCGAUGACGAAGAGUGCGUCCGCAUGGGCGUGUUUAGCCAUGCAUAUAGCCCGAAUUGGCAAGACGCCAGCACCCAGAAGCAGUGCGAGGAGUUUGAUCUGGUUCUGGGCGGCCCGGAGGAGCUGGCCAGAGUGACGGGGAGCAAGGCCCACCACCGUUUCAGUGGCCCUCAAAUCAUGCGGUUCCGCCAAAAGUACCCCGAGUACUACAAAAACACGUCGCGCAUCUCGCUCGUGUCCUCGUUCCUCGCGUCCGUCUUCCUCGGCCGCGUCGCCCCCAUCGACAUCAGUGACGUCUGCGGCAUGGACCUGUGGGAGAUUUCCAAAGGCGCCUGGAACGAAGGGCUGCUCUCGCUGGCCGCGGGCGGAAAGGCCAAUAUGGCAGACCUGAAGCAGAAGCUAGGCCACGUGCCAGAGGACGGGGGCGGCAGCUUCGGCCCCAUCAGCCAGUACUUUGUCUCGCGCUACGGCUUCAACAAGGAAUGUGCCGUGAUCCCCUCGACGGGCGAUAACCCGAGCACGAUGCUCGCGCUACCUAUGCGCGAGGGCGAUGCCAUCGUCUCCCUUGGCACCAGCACCACCUUCCUCAUGAGCACCCCGCAGUACAAGCCGGACCCCGCAUACCACUUCAUGAACCACCCGACCACAGCCGGGCUGUACAUGUUCAUGCUGUGCUACAAGAACGGCGGGCUGGCACGCGAAAAAGUGCGCGACGCACUCAACGCCACCACCAACAGCGCAGACAGCAAGUCCUGGGACGCCUUCAACGCGACCGCACUCUCAACGCCCGUCCUCGGCCAAGCAGACGACACCGCCCCAAUGAAGCUGGGCCUGUUCUUCCCGCUCCCAGAAAUUGUGCCCAACCUGCGCGCAGGGCACUGGCGCUUCAACUACUCGGCGCUGAACGCCAACGCCGCGCUCCCCAACGCGCUGGAGCCCGUAACGGCGGACUCGGCGGCGUGGGGCGGCGCGCCCGCCGACGCGCGCGCCAUCGUCGAGAGCCAGUUCCUGAGCUGCCGGCUGCGGAGCGCGGGGCUCGUGUCCGCGCAGACGGACCCAGCCAGCGGCGCGGCGCUGCCACCACAGCCGCGCCGCGUCUACCUCGUUGGCGGCGGCAGCCAGAACGCCGCCAUCGCCGACUUGUGCGGGCAGGUGCUUGGCGGUGCCGAGGGCGUCUACAGGCUGGAUAUCGGGGGCAAUGCGUGCGCGCUGGGCGCGGCGUAUAAGGCCGUGUGGGGGGUUGAGCGGGGCGGCGAGUCGUUCGAGACGCUGAUUGAGAAGCGCUGGGACGAGGCGGGCUUCGUCAAGAAGAUUGCGCAGGGCUAUCGCAAGGGCGUGUGGGAACGGUAUGGCGUUGCUGUUAGGGGUUUUGAGGAGGUGGAAAGGCGCGUGCUGAGGGAGGAGAGGGCCGGGACGGGCAGGAACGACGUCGGCGAGACGGAGAUGGGCAGUGCGUUGUCGAGGGGGAGGGAUGAGUAG
Molecule: messenger RNA, 1860 nt
Organism: Aplosporella prunicola CBS 121167
Lineage: Eukaryota; Fungi; Ascomycota; Dothideomycetes; Botryosphaeriales; Aplosporellaceae
Exons: 3
Coding region: 1-1860 (619 amino acids)
Biological process (GO): D-xylose metabolic process; xylulose metabolic process
Cellular component (GO): cytosol
Molecular function (GO): D-xylulokinase activity
Source: RefSeq, a predicted model, not a curated record